CACCAAAAAUGUGGAGAUGAGUGAGUUUGAAACUCAUUAUGCUCAGUGCUCAAAGCCUCGGAAUGCCUUCGAGGUUUUAAUGUGUAAAUCAAAAAUAAGGUGUGACUUAUGCUCUACCUUAGUUCAUAAUUAUGAAUUUGACGAGCACUAUCAAAAUUGUAAUGGACCUAUAAAUGCCUUCAAUGUUUUAAUGAAUGCUGAAAAACGGCAACCACAAAACAGAAGGCAAAAUAAUUUGGACGAUCAUCCCACAACAUCAUCAAAUGCUCUCAAACGGAUGAGAAUGGAUGAGGGUAAGGAAGUACUCAAACAAGGAAAAAAAGCUAAGAUUAGCGAAAAUACAAAUGAUUUAAAAUUAGAACUUUUAUGUCCUACUUGUGGUGAUAAAUAUCUUGCAUCAAGGGAACGUCAACAUAUAUUGACCGAUAAGCAUAAAAAUGCAUCAGCCAGAGAAGUAAAAAAUAAUGAAAACAUAAUUCUUCUUAACUCUCAAACUGUUUUUCCUGUUAAAUCAUAUCGAAUCAAUAGUACAGUCCAAAACACUAUUGAUUUAAAAGAUUUUUAUCAGCUUUGCCAAAAAAAUAUAAUUGAAAUUAUAAAGCAUUGCAUGAUAGAAUAUAGAGCCAUUAAAUUCAACCUAAGAGUUUAUGGUACCUAUAUUAAACAAACAGACGAAGGAGUUACUGUUGAAACAACAAAACAUUUUGGGACAUCUUAUAAAUCUGUAUACCAAAAUGAAAGCAUUAUCGAUGAACUUAAUAUGGCAGUAGAUAGCUUACUAGCAUCGAGCAGUGAGUUUCAAGAAAAAGACUCUGGUUGGGCAAUAAAAAAUUUCAAUUAUUUUGAAAUUACUAUAAUAAAGCUAGAAAACAUUCCUGCUAGCGGAUACAUUCAGGCCCCGAAGAAUAUAAGAGCCCGAAAUGCACUUAUAAACGUACAGAAUACUGACGUAUUUUGUUUCAAAUGGUGCAUACUGGCAUUCAUAGCUAACAAAACUCAUGAGAGUGCUACCUUUAUAACAGCAAAGCAAAAAAAGUAUUCACGAGAGAAAAUGACAAAGCCCACAACUUACCACAUUAAUAUUAAUAAUGAAAUAAUUGUAUACGACGGAAUAAGAUUGGAUUUUUCAGGAAUCGAGUUUCCAAUAACGAAUAAAGGGAUUAUCCAUUUCGAGAAAAAUAAUAAAGACUUCAGUAUAAAUGUUUAUGAGAUCGACGCUGAUGGUGAUAAAAUUAUCGGCCCAACGUUUAGAACCAAAUGUAUUCAAACCAACCACAUCAAUAUAUUGGGAAUAAAUAACGUAAACCAGGACAGUAUGCAUUACGCUUACAUUACAAGUGUAAAAAGAUUAUGCUACUCACAGCAUUCCAAGGCAAAAUCAGGAGGAUAUUUUUGUGAUAACUGUCUACAGUUUUUCACAGUUAAUAAUACUACCCACAACAAACUUGAAUGCGGAAAAGUGGCCUCGUUUUACCCUGAACCAAACACUACAACUUCAUUCAAGGGCUUUCAUAAAAAAUUAUCUCCUCCGGUGGUGAUAUAUGCCGAUAUUGAGGCUGUUCUUGAAAACUAUAGAACAUGCCUAAAUUCGUCUUCAACAUCGUCAACAACAAAAGUGCAGAAGCAUACUGCAUGUGCCGUAUCAUUUUAUAUAGCACAUAAAUAUAAUCCGGAUCUUAACGAAUUGUGGACAUAUGAAGCUUGUUUUACAUGUACUGGUCGACCCCCAAAAACCCGAUUGCUAGCACAAUCCAUGAACAGGAAGGAAAUUGCUGUGCCUGUGAAAAGGAAAUAAACGCUGACGAUCUGGACAAAUAUUUUGAUCAAUUUUCUGGAAAAUACAUGGGUCCCAUUCAUAAAAAUUGUAAGCCAAAGUACAAAUUAAGUGAUCCCUUCUUUCCUGUAGUAUUUCAUAACUUAUCUAAAUAUGACAUACAUUUAUUCAUUACUGAAUUAGAAGGAGACUUAAGCCCUAUACCCUGUAAUAAAGAGCUUUAUAUAGCGCUAACGCAGACAAUUAAAAUAAAUGCAUCAAAUAGAUAUAAAAUAAGAUAUAUCGAUUCGAUUAGAUUUUUAAAUUCUAGUUUAGAAAAACUAUCAAGCUACAUGGAGGACAAAGAUUUUAAAAUUCUAAGUACUAAAUUUCAGGGAGAAAAAUUUAAGCAAAUGCGUAGGAAGGGUGUC
Molecule: messenger RNA, 2184 nt
Organism: Drosophila biarmipes
Lineage: Eukaryota; Metazoa; Arthropoda; Insecta; Diptera; Drosophilidae
Exons: 2
Coding region: 17-1795 (592 amino acids)
Source: RefSeq, a predicted model, not a curated record